Molecule: messenger RNA, 2056 nt
Organism: Cydia splendana
Lineage: Eukaryota; Metazoa; Arthropoda; Insecta; Lepidoptera; Tortricidae
Exons: 5
Coding region: 241-774 (177 amino acids)
Source: RefSeq, a predicted model, not a curated record
AACUCGGUGCCUCCGCGAUCUUCGCUCCGGCCGAGCGAGCCAUCGAACGUGCGCGAGCGUCGGUCCUAACCGCAAUUCCAGAUUAGAAUUCAAUUAAUAUUUAAAAAAAAGUUAGUUACUUUAAUUGUGCUGAGUUUUAGAUAGUGGUACAGUGAUGUUAAGUGCGAAAUACACUGGUAAAGAGAUAUGACGGAUUUGGAAUAAAAACAAUUGCAGUUUGUAAAAACACAUGGGUGCAAGAUGACAAGAAAAUUUCUCUUCUGUUUCCCCCUCAGGGUGGGAAACAUGGUCUUCGGCUAUUUCAUAUUAGUAAUAACGAUAGCAGUAAUGGCUUACAAUUUAUACCAGCUUGGCCUUAGCAUCAAUUCACCGGAAAAAGUAGAUUCCAGCAAAUUCAAAAACUGGGAGAAACUAGAGGACCUAUUCGGAGAGAAAAAAGAAACGUUGGUAGCAGUAGUUGCUAUGGUGUAUUACGCAUCGUAUAUUGUUGUUGCUUUCCUGAUGUUUAUCUUCUCCGCGAUGUUUACGUGUGGAGCUUAUUCGGUGAACAACUGCCUGGUGUCGUCGUUCUUCCUGUACAGCUUCUUCCAUUUAUUCCUCACGAUAGUCCUGAUCGUGUGGGAGGCCACCUCCGGCGGCUGGAUACAGCUCGGCCUUGUUGCUGGAUCAGAUUUGAUCCUGAUUAUAUGCCUCUUCAGCGUCAAGUAUCUGAUGGAAGCAAUCCGAACGGGCAACAUUUACAGCAGGCCGGGAGAAGUGUAUUAUAAGUAUUAAGUAGAUGUUUUUAAUUUACGAAUAUUGAUAACCUUAAGUAAACGCUGGAGUCAAUUUACCCUCGAUUAUUCGAACGUCACGUCAUUAUGCUAACAGCACUUGUCAACAACAAAAUUGAAAUGUGAAAAUCUCGAAAUUAUUAUCAAUUCUAUAUCUGGGGGCACGGUAGUGCCCCCGCCAAUACGAGCAAAGCGUAGCGCAAGGGCACUACCUACCUUUUCUCGAAACGCUUCGUCGUUUUUUUGAACCCUCAUAGCUUGGGUUUGGAUUACAUAUUCCGCUGAACCGAUUUAAGGAUGACUCACGCUAGACCGGGCCGUGCCCGGGCCGAGGCGUCCGACGUGUCAUUUUCUAUGACGGCAGAUCGAUGAUCACGUGGUGCUUUCCAUAGAAAACGAAGCGCCGGAAGCUCCGGUCCGGUCUAGCGUAAGUCAUCCUUUAGUUGAAAGGUGUGGUUAAUAGUUUGAGGUCCGGGAAAGGAUGGUCAAGGAGGACUUAUGAUAGUUUUUAUCAUAUUAAAGGGAAGUAUUACCUACUUUCUGAAAUAUAAGUUUACUUUGAGUGUUUCUUCAUCCGUGUUUUGAAAGUAUAAGAUAGAAGAGAUUAGAAUAAAGUUAGAUAUUCUAAAAACAUUCGACCGACGACCGGUCUGGCCUAGUGGGUAGUGACCCUGCCUGUGAAGCCGAUGGUCCUGGGUUCGAAUCCCAGUAAGGGCAUUUAUUUGUGUGAUGACACAGAUAUUUGUUCCUGAGUCAUGGUUGUUUUCUAUGUAUUUAAGUAUUUAUAUAUUAUAUAUAUAUAUCGUUGUCUGAGUACCCUCAACACAAGCCUUCUUGAGCUUACUGGGGGACUUGGUCAAUCUGUGUAAGAAUGUCCUAUAUAUUUAUUUAUUUAUUUAUUAUUAUUAUUCGAAACUAUUUGAUUGAACAAACGAUUAUACAUAUAGGUAUAACUGCAUAUUAGAAAGCCAAUAUUUAAAAGUACCUAUAUAUAUACGUUUAGUAUUAACUGUUAUUGUUUUUUCCUAUUUGUAUUUUUUGCAAUUGUAUUUUUUCCCGUGAUUGUAUAAAGUCAAUGAUAGUACUUUUACACCUACCCUUAAAUUGCAUGUUUGUAGUCAUAUUUUUGGAUAACUUGUACAUAUUUUUGUAAAGUACUGGGUACUGUUUUGUAUUUAUUAAUAAUAUUGCCCUGGACAAUUUGUGGCGUUAAGAUUUUACAGCUUAGUAAAUAUAAUUUUAUAUUUUGAAUAAGAAUUUUGUCGCCUUUAUGAUAAACAUAU